Molecule: messenger RNA, 1500 nt
Organism: Spirodela intermedia
Lineage: Eukaryota; Viridiplantae; Streptophyta; Magnoliopsida; Alismatales; Araceae
Source: the annotation of a GenBank genome assembly
AUGGUUGUUAGGGCGGCGAAGGUGAUCGUUAACAACCCGAAGAAGGUGGCGGACCUCGUUGACCUGGCCAACCUCUCGGGGCCCCUCCGGGAGUUCAUGGGCCAGUCACAGAUCUCCCGCCUGGGAUGCUUCGUCCGGAUCUGGUCGUAUAUCAAGGAAAAAGGUCUCCAGGUAUGUGGGAUUCGUCGCGAAUUCUCUGUGCUCGAUUGGUGAAGAGGGAACUGGAACGGGGGGAGAAUCAAAGAUGUCUCUGGUGGGGGCAUGGUUCGGGCUAGGGUUAAUCAUAGGAAAACAAGUAUUUGAGAAUAAUACCGAAUUAUAGGGUUCGGAUAUUCCCUAAUUAGCAAUAUCUCUGGUGUUUCAUCCUUUUUUCAGGCGAUCUAUCGUAGUUGACUUGCCCAUUGAUUGUAGGCAAUGCUGAAAUUGAUCGAAGUGGGUCUGAUUGUGUGGCACUAUUUUCUCCGAUGGGUUUCCCUUGAUGACUGCUAUUCGACUGUGAGGAAUGCUAUAUUUCUGCUUUCAGUUGACUCCAAAACGCCCAUCAUAUUCUUCAUUCCUCGAUUUUUUUUACUCAAAACAGAAAGCAGUGCGGCAAGAAGCCAUGCUAGGCUACCGUAAUGAUCCAGGACGCUGGCUGAGACCUCCAAAUCUCCGCCACCUCUUGUUUAAUAACUUGGAAAAACUUCUCAUCGUCCUGCCUCUCAUCGUUUCCACAACCUCUCAUAUGAGUACUCCCUUCUUGAUGAAAGCCCUCCUCCCAUCUUCCCAAGCCUUGAUUGUCUGCCUCAUUUGAUUUUCUUCCUCACACUAUAUCUUCUGUCAUUCCUUUUUAACUUUCAACUUUCUCCCUGUCUAUAUACCACAGUUAGUCGGAUUAAGUGAGUGGGAUAAGACAAGUAGCGAAGAUCUGCUGGGUAUCUUCUUCCAUCUAGUUUCCCUUCUCAUUCGUCAUACUGUGUAUCCAGCAGCACGUGUGAGGGAGCACCUUCACCUGUUAGUUCAGUCAUCUUUGUGCUACUUGAAAUGUGACAGAUCCCAUUUGUCGUCAUUAGGACUUUUGUAUUGAUGGGUUAACACUGCCUUGUCCACUUCAUUUUUUAAAAAAGAAUAAUGGUGAAUCGGGUGGCACGGUUUUAAGUUGGAUGUAAGUUGAUCGUGCCAAACCUUUUAAAUACUUUCAGCUCCUAAUUUUGCAUUCAAUAUUUAUCUUAUUAUCUGCAUUAAGUGAGCCUGCGAAUGAAUCAGCUGGCUGUUAUUGGAGAUGCUAAUUCUAGAAAGUCUUGGAUUAUUGCUUCUUUCUCUAGAAUAUUUGAUUUUUAGUGAUAUGACUCCUAACACUGUGGAAUUUAAUGCUUUUUGCAGGAUCCGAGCAACAAAAAUAUUGUAAAUUGUGAUGAUAAGUUGAAGGGAAUGUUGUUGGGUAAGCCCCAACUUGAGCUUGCUGAGCUUCCAAUGCUUAUAAAGAUGCAUUUUCCGAAGACCCCAAACAGGUGUUUGUAA